UCUCUCCUCGCCCCACCCACCCCUAUCUUGCGCCACUUCCUGUGCUCUGGGAAGUCAGUGACUGACCGCAUCUCUGGCUGGGCUCUCCAGUUUUACUUCCUCCUCACAGACAGCCAGCCCAGCAGGCAGGACGUGCGGACUCCAGUGCGCCCGGCUGCUCGCUCCACCAUGAAGGCUGUUCUUGCCCUCGUAUUUCUCUUCCACUCCGCAGCUGCAGCUGGACUGCAGGAGCCCGAGAUUUGUUACGUCCUGGACGCCGUUCUGUUCAUCUAUGGGACGGUGUUAACGGCUCUGUACUGCCGUCUGAAGAUCUUGAAUCGAAAGAAGGAAAAGGCGGCGGCUUAUGAGCACCUGCAGAUGGGAAACAAGGCCAUUUAUGAGGUGGUAAAGGGAGAAAAACGGACUGGUGGCGGAGGAAAAAAGCAAGAAGAGAGCAUUUACACGGGUCUGGGAGAGCACCAUGUUGAUACGUACGAAUCUCUGCAGCGCCAGGCUCCUGGAAAGAAAUAGUGAUGCUGCCAAUCGCUGGGGCUAGUGUGUGUGUGUGGGGGGGGGGGGG
Amblyraja radiata (thorny skate) is the source of this 559-nucleotide messenger RNA. RefSeq names its product Fc epsilon receptor IgFc epsilon receptor Ig (gene fcer1g). NCBI's taxonomy places the organism in Eukaryota, Metazoa, Chordata, Chondrichthyes, Rajiformes, Rajidae. The transcript has 6 exons. Gene Ontology annotation, cellular component: Fc-epsilon receptor I complex. Gene Ontology annotation, biological process: cell surface receptor signaling pathway. The coding region runs from base 169 to 510 and encodes 113 amino acids. The record is from RefSeq and is a predicted model, not a curated record. Gene Ontology annotation, molecular function: IgE receptor activity.